AACUUACAGGGAUGCUGUGAAGAGGAAGGUGGCUGUGUGGAUGGGGUAAUUUGAAGUCUUCAGGAGAAAGGUGGUGCUAUAUCAAUGCAAGUCUACAGAAUGGAAAUGAAAUCACAAUAUGAUAGUUUAUUAACUGAUGAAAUAAUGGAAUCAGAAGCUCAAGGAGGCGUUUGCAAGAGGCACAUGACAUUCAUCCUCAAAUAGAUGUCCCCACUGACUGACAGCUUCUUUCAUCACCUAGAGGGGUUUCACUUUGAAUUUUGCACAGACCCAGAUUUCCCUGAGAGUCUCCAAAUGGAAGCUUGAAUUCACUUGUGAUGGCCUUUCAAGACUUGUUUAAAUGUAUAUCAGACAGAGAAUUGAGGAGAAAAUGGAGAAAAUGAAGACAAACAGGUGGUUUCAGAGAUCAUGGCAAGAUGUUUUUUUCCAUCUCUGAUAACAACCACUUCCUGGGAAGGUUUUCGUUUUGCUGGACAUGAGAUAAGAAUUACAGAAGCCACUGAUUGCUAUGGUGCUGUUGUCUGGCCAUCGGCUCUCGUUCUCUGUCACUUUCUGGAAACAAAUUCAAAGCAGUAUAAUCUGGCUGACAAAAAUGUAAUUGAAAUUGGGGCUGGGACAGGACUAGUCUCGAUAGUGGCAAGUUUACUUGGUGCUCGAGUGAUUGCCACAGACCUGCCCAAUUUACUUGGAAACCUUCAGUAUAAUGUUUCCCGAAAUACCAAAAUGAAAUGCAAGCAUCAGCCUCAGGUGAAGGAGUUAUCUUGGGGGAUGGCCUUAGAGAAGAAUUUCCCCAGGUCUUCAAACCAUUUUGACUAUAUCCUAGCCACAGAUGUUGUAUAUGCCCACCCCUUCCUGGGUGAGCUCCUUAUCACCUUUGACCACCUAUGUAAAGACACUACCAUUAUCCUCUGGGUCAUGAAAUUUAGGUUAGAUAAGGAAAAUAAAUUUGUGGAUAGGUUUCAGGAGUUGUUUGACCUGGAGGAAAUUUCUAAUUUCCCUAGCUUGAACAUUAAAUUGUAUAAAGCUAUGAAGAAAAAUGGUAGGAGAGUAUGAUACUCCCAGAUAAAGAUCUGAAAAUACUGCCAACGUAUACCCAGGUAGAGAAGGGAAGGAGGCAAAGGCCAUUUGUCAUUUACCUAUAAUCUGUGCCUUUACUUCAUCUCCUUUCAUUUGCUUCUACACACUCUGCAGUUUGGCUUCUGACCUCACCAUUUAACUGAAAUUGUUCUCUGCAAAGUUCCCAGUGAGCUCUUAAUUGCCAAAUCUAAUGGUCUUUUCUCAAUCCUGAUCCCUGACUUCUCUGCAGCAUUUGCCUCUAUUGAUCACUUUCUCCUGGGUACUUACUUCUCUAGAUUUUUCUGAUAGUGCUCUCUUUCCCUCCUCUGGCAGACCCCAUAUCUAUUUGACUGUUUCUUCUCAGUCUCCUUUGCUACUUCUUCAUCCAUGUCAUGCCCCACUAAUCAUGGAUGUUCCCCCAAACUCUGUCCUGGGUUCCCUCCUUCUUUUUCUAUAUGCCAAGGGGUCUUAAUCUAGGGCCCAUGAAAUUACUUUAAAACAUAUUGAUAACUUUUUAAUAUGAUUAGUUUCCUUUGUAAUCCUAUAUAUUUUAUUUCAUUUAUUUAAAAAACAUUAUUCUGAGAAGUGGUCCAUAAGUUUUACCAGACUGCCAAAGAGGUCCAAUAAUAUGGAAAAAAGUUUAUGACGUUCUUCUCUAUGCUAUCUCACUUUGUGAUUUCACUGCAAUAACCAUAUUUAUUCAGAAGAUUCCUGGCUUCCAGAAGGACACAUGUCCUUCCAGAUUUCCCUGGCUUCCUUAAGGACACAAUUUAAAUUUUACCCUUUUCAGGAGGUCUUUCCAGUGCCCCCCAGUUACUCAUAGCCUCCCCUCUUGAACUGCCUUCAUCUACUCUGUAUAUAUCUUGUAUGUGUCUAAUUAUUUACAUGUGUCAUCACUCAUUACAAUGGAAGCUCUUUGAGAACAGAAGCUAUUUUUUGGGGGGUGAGUCUUACUUGGUAUCUCCAUUUCUGAUCAUUGUGCUUGGCACAUAAAAACAAAACAAAACAAAACAAAACACUUGUUUGAAUGUUUGUUGACUGCUUCUCUAAUAGUAUUUUAUUGUUUCCCAAAUAUACAUAAAGACAACUUUUGGCAUUCAUUUUUACAAGAUUUUGAAUUCCAAAUUUUUCUCUCUUUCUCCCCUUCAUCCUUCCUAAAAUGGUAAGCAAUUUGAUGUAGCUUAUAAAUGUGCAUUCACAUAAAACAUGUUUCCAUAGUAGUCACAGUUGUGAAAGAAGAAACAGACC
Messenger RNA from Trichosurus vulpecula (common brushtail), 2304 nucleotides. Its product is annotated as putative methyltransferase-like protein 21E pseudogene. Gene Ontology annotation, biological process: peptidyl-lysine methylation. The transcript is spliced from 6 exons. Gene Ontology annotation, molecular function: protein-lysine N-methyltransferase activity. Lineage: Eukaryota; Metazoa; Chordata; Mammalia; Diprotodontia; Phalangeridae. Gene Ontology annotation, cellular component: cytosol; cytoplasm. The record is from RefSeq and is a predicted model, not a curated record. Bases 409 to 1053 code for a protein of 214 amino acids.